This is a messenger RNA of Acanthocheilonema viteae, 2832 nucleotides long. NCBI's taxonomy places the organism in Eukaryota, Metazoa, Nematoda, Chromadorea, Rhabditida, Onchocercidae. The record is from the annotation of a GenBank genome assembly.
AUGAUCAGAACAAUAUUGCUUCAGCUACCUAAUCCACCACUGCCACCACCACCACCUCCACCACCACCUCCACCUCCAUCAUCAAGAAUACAAGUUAAGCCAAAAAACGAAUCUUCACCUGGUGGGACAAAGUGGACGUUGCGAACCGAAACAAGAGAUGGUGGUAACAAAAAUUCGAUGACGUCCAGGGCAGAAGGUGCUAUUGAAAUACCGAAACCUCAAUCGGUUGCUUCGCUUCGUGAGCAAAUUGCCAAAAAAUUAGAGGUUAAAAUGCCAUCUACUCCACCACCUUCAACUGGCUGCUCUAUGACAAUUGCUAACGGUCGUACGAGAUUGCCAUUGUGGAUUUCCAGUUCGAAUGGGCAAUAUCCAUAUGUUUCGCAGCCUAAUGACGGAUCAAAUUUUCAGCAUCUAGCACCAAAGAUGUCGAAACCUAGCAGUAAUUCUGAAUCAUUCAAUCAUACAACACUACAGAAACAGUUAUCUGUUGUUCAUGAACCGGUGGAGCGGCACAUAUCUUGCAUAACACCGCUACCAUUCAAUCGUACAGCGACACUUUCUUCUUCAGUUAUCAUCGCUCCGAACAUACUCAACAUUUAUUCCAACAAUACAUCUGUUGUACCAACAUCUUCUUCUUCGGGUACAUUUUCAUCACCAGCAAUCAUUCAUAAAUACGAGGAGAACAACAAUUAUACUUGUUCCCCAGCCAAUGAUAUGGCAGGAUCAAGCCAAUUAAAUGAUUAUCAAAAAUUGAAACCAGUCAAAGAGAGAGUUGACGAUCGUCCACAAUCUUCCUUGCCUUCAACAACAUCAUCCAUUACUAAUGGAACUAUUAGUUUCCAUCAUAGCGCUAUUAGUGAAAAUACUAUUACCACUCCACCAACACUGAAUUCACCAUCAUUCUUCGUUAAUGGUCACAGUACAGAUAGAAAUAAGAUGGCUAUUAGGGAUCUGGAAAUACCUGUAUCAAUCAACCAUAAUGAUAUUGCUCUAGCAAGUAAUCUUGGUACUGAUAUUACUCAGGAAGUAGGAAACCAAUUUGCUGCUUCAUCAUCAUCAAUAGCAACAACACCAUGUGAAAUGCCCCUCUCGAAACCAAUAGAGAUGAGGACCAAAAUGCAGCCUGAAAGCGGUAACCUCCGUCAACUCCAACCAGAACAACAAAAUCCUGCAGCCAGCGCCAUAUUAAAAACAUCUACGCCAUUAGAGCGGGAACUCCAAGGUACCACGAAUACUAUACCUCGCUAUGAUGCUCAUACUGAAAAUUCAAAUCCUUCAGUGCUGAGGUACCAACAAAAAGAACUGUUAACUCCAGCGUCAACCGUGCAGCGAGUAAAUCGAUCUUGGACACCAAAUCCUCAACGUGAUAAUCAAACAAAUUCACUGAAAAACUAUGAGUUGCAGUCAAGACGUAGCAAAAGUGUUGGACGUUAUGUAGAAAGUCAAACUGGGCUAGAACGAUCACAUCAGCUAUCCUCAGAAUCCAUCAAUCGUAGACCUGAAGAAUGGAAACUUGGAUGGUGCCAUGAGUUAGGUGCUGCAUCCUCUUGUCCAUCAUCCUCAUCAAUACAUCAUUACACCACUAACUGCUUUGCUCAACAACGCUCUAAAACUCAACAUUUCCACUUACCACCUUAUCGGUUUCAACAGGACUGUAAACGAACAGAGAAUUCAACGAUGGUGCCACCUGUACUAACAGCAUCUCCCUCAAAAUGUUUAUAUUGUGGUUUACCUUGUCAUAGUUUAUCAUGGAGUGAGGUUGAAUAUCUCUGUAAGACAUUGGACAAAAAACGAAUUCAUGUGGAAUCGUUUACGGAGCAAUUGGCUAAACUUGUCAAAUCAACAGCAAUCGGCGAACGCUUAGAUCAGUCUGUUAUGUAUCUGCAAAGUUUAGUUGAUUGCUUGGAAGCUUGUGGAAAUAAUAGUAUCAAUAGCAGGAGAAGCAGAAAUCACAGCAUAUCAUCAGCAUCGCUUUCUACUCCUAACCGUUAUUGUAUUCACAAACAUCUCACCAACUUAACAACAACUCUCUGUUCAUCUUGCUCACCUUAUAGCAGUUCAGAUAGGCGAAAAGUGAAUGGUCAGUCAGUCAGUGAUGUAGCCGAAAUAAAAAAGCUUGCGAAAUAUGAAGUUCUCAUCCGGCAAAAAGUUGAGAAGCUUUCCGAAGAAUUGGAACAACAAAGAAAUCGACGGCACGGAUAUGUGCCUUCUGCUUCUCCGGCCCUUCAGAAAAAUUUUGAUCGCUUUAAUGGAUUGAUCAACGAAUUUGGACGAUCAGAACGUGCUACCACACCUCAGACAAUAUCACAACCAGAAAUUGCGACUUGUACUGCACUUUUCUCUUUUGAAGCUAUUAGUCCCAAAGAAUUAUCAUUUAAUCGUGGUGAUGUGAUACGGGUGUAUCGCAUAAUUGAUAUUAACUGGAUGGAAGGCGAACAUGACGGUCAAAUUGGCAUCUUCCCUUCUUCCUACGUACAAGUAAUUAACAACGAUGAGGAGAGCGAGCAAAUCAAACUGAUCGCUUUAUAUCCAUUUUCCGCUAGAAAUAAGAAUGAGUUACCUCUGAAAAAGGGUGAAACGUUGCGUUAUUUACGAAAUAUUGAUGCCAACUGGUUCGAGGGUAAAAAUGCUCAUGGACAAACUGGAAUUUUCCCGAAAUCAUAUGUUCACAAAGCAUGUGAGGUCAAUCUGCAUGACAAUAAUGAAACGAUAGUACCGGAUAGGCCUAAAACACCACAUACCAGUAUUACUCCAUUCAGUGUCAAUCAAGUUGUUGCUAAAUAUGGUUUUGGAAUUUCGAAAGAUAUCGGUUUUAAUUUCAACAAGAGUUAA